Messenger RNA from Procambarus clarkii (red swamp crayfish), 873 nucleotides. NCBI's taxonomy places the organism in Eukaryota, Metazoa, Arthropoda, Malacostraca, Decapoda, Cambaridae. The record is from RefSeq and is a predicted model, not a curated record.
CCGCCGGAUAUAAGCGUCGCCCAGAAGGUCAUCAUAGGUAUCGUGUUAUCCUUCGUUAUCUUCCUGUCUAUCUUCGGCAACGUAUUGGUCUGCGUCGCUGUGUACACCGACCGGAAUCUGCGCAAGAUUGGAAACCUCUUCGUCGUAUCCCUGGCCAUUGCUGACCUCUUCGUCGCCUGUGUGGUGAUGACCUUCGCCCUGGUUAAUGACCUCUUGGGGUACUGGCCCUUCGGUAAUGAUUAUUGCAACAUCUGGAUCGCCUUCGAUGUCAUGUGUUCCACGGCUUCCAUUGUGAAUCUGUGCGCCAUUAGCCUCGAUAGGUAUAUUCAUAUUAAGGACCCGCUUCGCUACGGUCGGUGGAUGACCAAACGGAUCGUAACGUCAUCUAUCGCAGCCAUUUGGGUACUGAGUGCUCUCGUCUCUUUCCUGCCUAUUAUGCUGGGUCUUCAUCUUCCAGAGUCGCAAGAUGACAAACAUAAAGCACACGAGGAGCAGCAGUGUGCUCUGGAGCUGAGCAGGAUCUACGCCGUCGUCUCCUCCUUCAUCAGCUUCUUCCUACCCUGCUGCGUCAUGCUCGCUAUCUACUCCAGACUCUACCUCUAUGCCAAGAGACACGUAGAGUCUAUUAAGGCCCUGGUUCGUCCUGUCACCCUCGGAGCUCUGGAGGGAGACACUUCCCGGCCCAAGAAGGUGACAGGCGCGCCCUGCCAUGUGUCGGAAUCGAAGGCCGCCACCACCGUGGGCAUCAUCGUGGGCACCUUCCUCACCUGCUGGGUACCCUUCUUCUGCGUCAACAUCGCCGCUGCCUUCUGCCACGGCUGCAUACCGGACGUCGUGUUUAAGGUCAGUGAAUGAGAACCAGGAGAACUGAGA